Camponotus floridanus (Florida carpenter ant) is the source of this 2082-nucleotide messenger RNA. RefSeq lists its product as uncharacterized. The transcript has a single exon. The record is from RefSeq and is a predicted model, not a curated record. Lineage: Eukaryota; Metazoa; Arthropoda; Insecta; Hymenoptera; Formicidae. The coding region runs from base 1 to 2082 and encodes 693 amino acids.
AUGAGUGCUGAAGUGAGGGUGCUGCUGGAAGCGCAGCACGACAUUCAUGGUCGGAUCUCCCGCGCCGUGGACAAUCUGAGGAAGAUGGGCGUGAGCAACAUCACCCGCAACGCCAUCCAAGCUCGCCUCGGCAUCCUGGACAAUCUCUGGCAAAAAAUGAAGACCCAGCAUGAGCUCAUUCGUGCGGCGCUGAAGGACAAGUAUCAGGAGAGUGAGUACGCUGUAUCUGAUUUUAUUGAAGUCGCGGAGAAUACUUACGUGACACAACGUAGCAUGCUGACCAGCUACGCUGAGAAGCUUGAGGGCGAGACGCCCGCCGCACUCAGAGGUGAGUCAGACCACGACCGGGCUCCUAAAACCUCGUUGCCGCGCAUCAUGCUUCCGACGUUUGCGGGAUCUUACGAAGAAUGGCCAUCAUUCCGCGACCUCUUCCAAUCAGUCAUCGGGGCGAAUGCGUCAGUCUCCGACAUCGAGCGAUUUCACUACCUCCGGUCUUGUGUCAAGGGAGCCGCUGAAAAAUUGAUAAAAUCAUUAACGGUGACCGGUGAUAAUUACCAUCGCGCUUGGACGAUUUUGUGCAAGCACUUCGAGAACAAGAAGGAGCUUAUCCGUUCUAAUUUCGCCGCGUUCACCUCCGUUCCCAAAAUGAAGUGCGAGUCAGCGGGAGAACUCGGUCGCAUUCACAACGCCGUAACGACCGCGGUGAACGCGCAGGAGAGUAUAGGGAGACCCAUCAACUCCCACGGUAUGGAUCUCCUCAAUUUCCUCACCGUCGAAUUGUUCGAUUCGCGUACACGGAUGGAAUGGGAGUCCUCGACCUGCGACUCCACUGAUCCGCCAGACCACGCUGCUCUCGUCAACUUCAUCGCUAAGCGCAUUCUCACGCUAAACGCCGCUAGGCCGCGAGUAUCGCAACCAAACUCCGAUGGCGCGUCUCGAACCGCGAAAGCUCACCACACGAAGACCGGAUCCGACCACUUGAAGUGCGCACUGUGCCAGGGGAAGCACACCCUCAUGCAGUGUAACGACUUCAAGGCGAAGUCCGCGAUAGACCGAAAGUCCUUUGUAGAGCAAGGUAGACUGUGCUACAACUGUCUCGGGAACCACAUGAUCUCCAAGUGCCAGUCUGUGAAGACCUGUCUGACGUACAAGAGCAAGCACCACACUACGCUGCACGACGCGUACACUUCGCCCUCCUCCAACGAGGUGAACGCCCUGUCUGCGAUGCACUCCUCGUCUGAGCGUAAGGCGAUCCUCCUCGCGACAGCUCGCGUGCACCUCACUGACCGCGCCGGGGAUCUUCAUCCGGUCCGAGCGAUGCUCGAUCAAGGAUCCGAGGUGUCGAUCAUCUCCGAAGCACUGGUCCAACGGCUGAGACUUUCCCACUCCCGCUCCUCAGUGUCCAUAAUCGGCAUCGGCGAAUCGCGAUCCGGGGCAACCCGCGGGAGAGUGGCACUCAGUCUCUCCUCGAUGAUCACCGGGGCCAAACUCAAGGCCGUCGCCUUCGUGUUACCGCGCCUGUCGGCCUAUCAGGGUUCUUCGGUGAAGAACCUCCCCUCCUGGCCUCACGUUCAUGGUCUUGAGCUCGCCGACCCCAGGUAUCAGGAGCUCGAUCCGGUAGAACUAUUGUUGGGCGUGGAAGUCUGCUCAACCAUCCUGGAGGUCGGCCUUCGCAAGGGUGGUCCUCAAGAUCCCGUCGCCCAGAAAACAGCCCUGGGAUGGAUCCUGUCAGGGGGGUCCAGCGCCGCACCCUUCCAAAGACUCCGUAACUCCUUGCAGUGCACUGUCGACCAAGAGCUCAAUCAGCUUGUGCACAGUUUUUGGGAACAAAAAAGGGAACUCCCCUCCUCUGUUGCCCUUACACCAGAGGAUCAAGAGUGCGAGACCCUCUUCAUAAGUACUCACCAGCGAACUGCGUCCGGAAGAUACGUAGUACGACUCCCGUUUUCUUCCCCGCCAACGUCGCUUGGUGGAACCCGUAAACCGGCUGAAAGCUCUUGUCAGCGAUGGACCUUCGGAGCAAGAGAGAUCCUGAGUUCGGCGUCCGGUAUCGGGAGUUUAUGCAGGAGUACGAGGACCUGA